UUGCACCAUCCUAGACGCGUCGAAAGAAGGAUGUCUAUCGUAAAUAUCCUAAGUGUGAAUGUUUUAAACAACCCUGCCAAGUUUUCAGACUCAUAUAAAUUUGAAAUCACGUUUGAGUGCUUAGAACCAUUGAAAAGCGACCUAGAAUGGAAGUUAACAUACGUGGGUAGUGCUACAUCUCAGAGCUAUGAUCAAAUUUUGGAUACACUUUUGGUGGGACCUAUUCCUAUUGGAAUCAAUAAAUUCGUUUUUGAAGCAGAUCCACCCAACAUCGACUUGCUUCCAGAACUCAGCGAUGUUUUAGGAGUGACAGUCAUUUUGCUGUCUUGUGCUUAUGAGGAAAAUGAGUUUGUUCGCGUUGGGUACUAUGUCAAUAAUGAGAUGGAGGGAGUUAAUUUGCAAGAAAUGGAAGAAACCGAGGUCAAGAAAAUCAAGGUCGACAUUUCGAAAGUAUGGAGAAACAUUUUGGCCGAAAAACCAAGAGUGACACGGUUCAACAUUCAAUGGGAUAAUCCUGAUUUCGAUGAUGCACCACCUGUUCAGCCGGAUGCGGAUGAAGAGGAAGAAGAGGAAGAGCAGGAUGAGGCCGACGAAGAACUCGAAGAGGAAGGGGAACCAGAAGAAGAAGAAGACGAAGAAGAAGAAGAUGCUGGUGAGGAGGAGGAGGAAGAAGAAAUCGACAUUGAAGAAGAAGAAGAAGAGGCUUCCAACUCGCGUGCUCAGGCUUCCGAAAAAGAAUCGAAAGCAACCGAAACUACCGAGAAACAAUAAGUUCGUAUUUUUUUCCAAUGAAUAUCAAUUCAACAUCCUCUGUUCGUCAUUUUGACUGGUUGGAAUCGGUUCUCAACCUUGACUCAGGCUUCUCCCUUCACAGAUGCUUUCUUUUAUCUUCAUGCAUUCCUUUUUUGGUCUUUGCGAGCCCCUUUCUUUUUCAGGUUACCAACAAUACCAUCGUUUUAUUUCUUUUAUUGCAGUGCAAUGCAAUGGAAUGUACAAACAAAGGUUUGGCUUUCUCGGCUGGUUUGUUUAUUUAUACUUUUUGUUUACAUGGUCCGGUCCGUCCAUGAAAGACCGAUUCAUUCCUUGGGCCUAUUCUUUUUUGUUAUUGUUUUUUUUUUGGGAUAGUGUGCUACAUCACCUUUCGUAAACUAAAGUUACAACUGGCAAGUAACAAUCCACGUAUGGAGAC
Molecule: messenger RNA, 1189 nt
Organism: Schizosaccharomyces cryophilus OY26
Lineage: Eukaryota; Fungi; Ascomycota; Schizosaccharomycetes; Schizosaccharomycetales; Schizosaccharomycetaceae
Product: histone chaperone Cia1
Exons: 1
Coding region: 31-771 (246 amino acids)
Biological process (GO): DNA replication-dependent chromatin assembly; nucleosome assembly; nucleosome disassembly
Cellular component (GO): nucleus
Molecular function (GO): histone binding
Source: RefSeq, a predicted model, not a curated record